Messenger RNA from Didymodactylos carnosus, 1439 nucleotides. NCBI's taxonomy places the organism in Eukaryota, Metazoa, Rotifera, Eurotatoria, Philodinida, Philodinidae. The record is from the annotation of a GenBank genome assembly.
AUGAUCGACACAGUUCAAGAUACAACAUCAUUCAAGGGUAAUAAUCAUAGUCCGCUUUCGAAACCAAUAAAAAACGCUGCUGCUGUGACCAGUGUCAGUCCAUUAGACACCCGUUUUCGUAGAAGAUCUAAAGCACUUGAUGCAAAUAAAUCACAGUCGUUGCUUCCUCAAGUAGACAUCACUGAUCGUCACACGGCAGUGCGAUUGAAACUAUGUGUUUCUUUCAUCAAGGCGUCACGUGUCAAAGACAAAGAGCAGGCUUCAGUGGAAGCUGACAAUACAUCCAGGGAGGUUGUGGACAGAGAUACAGACCACGCUUCAGAGAAACCCGACAAUAUAUCCAACGAGGUUAUUUACAGAAAUGAAGACCACGCUUCGGAGAAAGUGGACAGUACAUCGAGGGACGUGAUUGACAGAGAUGAAGAUCAGGCUUCGGCGAACGAUGGCAAUACAUUAAGGGAGAUGAUUGCCGGAGAUGAAGAACAGGUCUCGGCGAACGAUGGCAAUACAUCCAGGGAGGUGAUUGACAGAGUUGAAGAACAGGCCUCGGCGAAUAAUGGCAAUACAUCCAGAGUAGCCAUUGACAGAGAUGAAGAUCAGGCUUCGGCGAAUGAUGGCAGUACAUCCAGAGUGGUGACUGACAGAGAUGAAGAUCAAGAUUCAGAGAAAGCGGACGACACAUCGAGAGAGAUGAUUGCCGGAGAUGAAGAACAGACCUUGGCGAACGAUGGCAAUACAUCCAGGGAGGUGAUUGACAGAGAUGAAGAUCAAGGUUCAGAGAAAGCGGACGAUACAUUGAGGGAGAUGAUUGCCGGAGAUGAAGAACAGACCUCGGCGAACGAUGGCAAUACAUCCAGGGAGGUGAUUGAUAGAGACGAAGACCAGGCUUCGGCGAAUGAUGGCAAUACAUCCAGGGAGGUGAUUGACAAAGAUGAAGAUCAGGCUUCGGAGAAAGCUGACGACACAUCGAGGGAGAUGAUUGCCGGAGAUGAAGAACAGGCCCCGGCGAACAAUGGCAAUACAUCCAGGGAGGUGAUUGACAGAGAUGAAGACCAGGCUUCGGAGAAUGAUGGCAAUACAUCCAGAGUGGUGAUUGACAGAGAUGAAGAUCAGGCUUCGGAGAAAGCUGACGACACAUCGAGGGAGAUGAUUGCCGGAGAUGAAGAACAGGCCCCGGCGAACGAUGGCAAUACAUCCAGGGAGGUGAUUGACAGAGAUGAAGACCAGGCUUCGGCGAAUGAUGGCAAUACAUCCAGAGUGGUGAUUGACAGAGAUGAAGAUCAGGCUUCGGCGAAUGAUGGCAAUACAUCCGAGGUGGUGAUUGACAGAGAUGAAGAUCAAGGUUCAGAGAAAUGGGACGAUACAACCAGGAAGGUGAUUGAUAGAGAAGACCAGACUUCGGAGAAAGCUGACGAUACAUUCGGGGAAAAGAAAGCUGA